Molecule: messenger RNA, 1908 nt
Organism: Aphanomyces invadans
Lineage: Eukaryota; Oomycota; Saprolegniomycetes; Saprolegniales; Verrucalvaceae
Exons: 1
Coding region: 1-1908 (635 amino acids)
Molecular function (GO): protein binding
Source: RefSeq, a predicted model, not a curated record
AUGGCAACGAAGCGAGGGAUGCCGACGCUGGACACAGCGUCCGCGGCAGCUGUGCAGCAAAACAACCUUCGCAUCAUCGAGACCUUCAUUGCGUCAGAGAACUCGCGGGAACUGCAACUCGCCCAAUGCAAGUCGGUGGAGAAGCGAGGGCUUCUUGAGAUGGAGUUUGCGCUCGCGCGAGCCCACGAGUCCAAGUUGCUUCACCGUAUGAUGCAGCAAAAGGGCGACAGUGUGGACACAUAUCGACUGGAAGAAGAGGUCAACGCGAUGUUGUUGGCGUCAUCGAAGCGCAUACAGGAGAUUGUUGCCAAGAGUCCAUUGCCUAAGUCUACCUUUGCAAAGAAGCAUCCUGCGAAGAAACGCGCCAUGUUGACAGGGCCACGAGAAAGCAUGAAAACGGUCAUGCCAGCCAUUAAACAGCGACAGCACGUGAUCCCAGCAGCGUCGCCCUCUGCAAUACAAACGCGCACGAAGCCAGCGCUCGACACUACAGGCCAACGCACAAGAAUACCACAGACGAACGCACCACAUCAGUCACCGGUCAGCACGAUAGAGACCCUGCCGCGACGUGUAAGCCACCCCAAAUUCCGCAGCCCCAGUGACCCAACAGCUGCCCCACCUUUCACAGCAGACAACGCAACCCUCGCGGACCCAACAACGGUACCUAACGUGCACGUCCAGUUGACAAAAACGCUGCCAGAAGUACGAGCUACUCCUGCCGAACGAACGGUCUCGUCCCCUUUCGAGAGCUUUUUCCAUGCGUACAUGGGAACGCCGUCCGAGUUGCUCUUCUCCAAGGUGAAAGAAGUUGUGUUGGACGUGGAUGGUUAUGAAGUGCGCGUGCGCAAAAAGUCAGGUGCUGCCGAACGUCCUGCGACCGCCGACACCACGCACGGCGUGCGCGGCGUACGCGCGCUCAAGGCGCAGAAAGAAUUGGAAGAGGUGCAAAAAGAGGUCAAUCGCGCAAACGGCUCACCCGACGAGUCCGCCAAAGAGAUGCACCGCAUCGACGACCCGAGCAACGCCCAUCUCGAUUCGGCCAACGUGACAUUAGACCCCCGCGGCGGGACAGAGCUUCGAGACACUUCCAGCGAGGAAACGGAAGGCGAUCAAGCCAACGUGGUGCCAGCACCGUCCCCAGCCAAAGACGACGCCACAUCCAAGUUGGACUUCUCUUUGCCGCCGGCAAACUCCAUCGCCGAGCAGCGAGAGCCGAACCAACAACACUGUGAUGCUACCACACACAACGACGCGACCUGUGAGGAUCCCUGCAACGAAUGCAGCCCCCCAGACAGCCCCUCCCGACUCGCGCAGGUGCACGAUGUGUCGGUGGUCGUUGUGGACGCCAUCGUUGCCAACGCUCUCCACAUCCUUUCGGACGUCCCUCCCGACGAUGCGCUUGAGGAAAGCGAUGGAUUUGCACCUUCCCCGACAAACGUGGCGCCACUUUCCAGUCCCGACAAGGCCAUGUCGUUUCAAGCGCCCAACACACAAGACUUGCUGGCCGUCGCAGAGAGCUUCAUGCCGUCGCACGAGGUUGUAUACCCACAGCCGCACGUGGAAGCGCAUCCCACAGCUCUCGACAAUCGCUCGAGCCAUUUGAAAUGUGCCGAAGCGGCCGUUCAAGUCCAGCGGAUGGUGCGCGGGCAUCAAGGACGAAAGCACUUCCAAGCCACGUUGUACGAGGAAGCGCAAUCGUGUGGUGUGCUCGGGGCCAUGCCAGGGACCACCCAAGGCGCCACAGGAUGGUACCAGGAGCAGGCAACGUUUACGGCGCACUACUUUGUCGUGCUGCCGUCGGGAGAGUGGCGGCCCAAGGUGAAAGUGGCUUGUCCCCACAUGAUCCUGACAACGCACGACAUGAAGCGACUCGUUCAUGACAUGAUCAACGUAAUGGACAUGGAUUGA